AUGCUGCGAUACAUCAACCUCCUACGUCAGAAGACGCCAGUGUCGACCACCAAUAACACCAGGACAACGUUGUCACCGCUGGACCUUCCCGAGAUCCUCGAACUCAUAUUCUCCUACCUCGACGACUACACCACCCGCCGCUCGGCUGCUCUUGUCUGUCGCCAAUGGUACUUCCUCAACCAGGGCCGGCUUGCUCGUGAGGUCACCUGGAGCCAAGAUUGGAGAUCAUCAAGGAAGGAGAGAGCUCUGCACAAGUUGCCUGGUGCGGGUCGGCUCUAUAUCUGCCACCUGGGCAAUCGAUCCGAUUCCAUGCAGGAUGCUAUUUUCGCUCUACACCGGCUCGAGUCUAAGUAUCAGAAGCAAUUAGGACAAGGGGCCAGCACAAGCGCAGUCAGCGACAACAGCAACAACAGCAACAACAGCAACAACAGCAACAACAGCAACAACAGCAACAAACGCAUAUCCACAUCUAUGACCGCUCUGACGCUCUACAACUCCACGCCUCUCAAAGAGUUGGUUCUGUACACUACGUUCGGUCGCCCCUUUAUCGAGUCGUUCCCUAUCCCAUCGUCCCUCACCCGACUGACCAUCAAAGUUGGAUACUCGCAUUAUGUAGAGUGGGACUUUGGCAUGAUACUCAGUAAAUGUCCGUUGCUGGAGUACUUUUGCGCGGAUACAUUUAACACAUCCGGCAUCCAUUUUCGACUGUCGCCAUUCGACUCUACAACAACACCACGUCUCCCACUCCGAUCCCUAGUUCUCCACAACGUCGCACUUUCACAACCCGAACUCGAAAUCCUCAUGCGACUCACACCAGACCUCAAGGAGCUCAAAUUGAUGGCGAUGAUGUGGGAUGAGGGCAAUGAGUACAACUGGACUCUGCUGUUCACGUUCCUGAUGGACAACAACAUCACCCUCGACAGGGUGCACUUUUCGUCCCUUGACCGCAAGAUGUCAGCCAAGGAGACGGAGCAAUUGCUGGCAGACAUUUAUCCUCAUCUGUCGUCGGAACGGUCUCUAUGGGCGCUGGAUGUGACACCACAGCUCCUGCAGACGAUCACCUCUCAGCCAAAUACGCUCACAACCUUGGAGGUCAUAUGGAAGGCACCAGAAAGAUUUGCUCCCAAGUCCUGCUGCCUCACCUCCCUUGCCCAGGCCCCAGGACUCAUUCAUCAGUAUCUCUGCGAAUCGCCAUACCUCGCCCACCUCACAACGCUAAAGAUGAUUGUACGAAUGGAUGAUAUGGAUCUCUUUGGUCGAUCAGGAUACCUUCAUCUGGACAGAGGAAACGACGCCAUCUUUCCAGACAACUCCUCGACACCUCUCGACCAUCCUCGGUUCUGGCGGUGUCGCGGCCUCCGCACCCUCCACAUCGAAGUCCACGCCCCUGGCCCGUUUCGACUUCAGCACCCAGUCCACAGUCGAAUCGUCUUUGGUUACGUCGCUCGUGUCUGCCCACUUCUCGAGGGCCUCCAGAUCUGUUUCCCAAAGGACUGUGAGUCGGAAACCUUCGGAGGCCGAUACCGCACAUACCCAUGUCUACAGCUCAAGGGAGGACUUUGCCUCCUUGCCCGAUUGAGAUACCUGCAGAGACUGAGGAUGUUUGACAAAAUGGACUCGGUAAUGUAUUGCUUGGUCAAAAAGGCCGCCUUUGAGCAGACAAACUCAUGA
Molecule: messenger RNA, 1671 nt
Organism: Linnemannia hyalina
Lineage: Eukaryota; Fungi; Mortierellomycota; Mortierellomycetes; Mortierellales; Mortierellaceae
Source: the annotation of a GenBank genome assembly